UAUGGCGAAGUUUGCCAGAUAGACGUGAAGUAUCGUAUAAAGAAUAUCAUUGACUAUUUUAUGAAAUAAUUUUCAGCCAUACCUGAAAGUACAAUAAUAGACUUGGCUGGAACCUGCAGCCUGAUUAAAUAAAUAGUAUUGUCUAUCUCUUGAACUGCUCUACCAGCAGUAACCCAACUUCUCUUUCGUCCGGCGCAAAUAGAUUAAAUCAAAUUCAAGAAAAUUUUUUGGUGUUUUAUUAAGAGUCUUAGAUACAUAACCUUCUUAAGCGUUAUAUAAAAACAUGGAAGGACAACAAUUUUGUUUACGAUGGCACAAUUUUCAAAACACAUUAUUGAGUUCUCUUCCUAAAUUACUUGAUGGUGGUUAUUUAACAGAUGUUACACUAAGUGCUGGUGGUAGACACAUACAUGCACAUAAAAUUAUUCUUUCUGCUUGUAGUUAUUAUUUUAAAGAAUUAUUUAAGGAUUUAAGUUCUUUGCAACAUCCUGUAAUUGUAUUACCAGGAAUGGAAUAUGCAAAUUUAUGUGCACUUGUUACAUUUAUGUAUAAUGGUGAAGUGAAUAUUUAUCAAGAACAAUUACCUGCACUUUUGGCUAUGGCAGAUACCUUACAUAUUCGUGGAUUAGCUGAUAUAGCUGGGAAAAAUUCGAGACAUGAUAAUGGUUUAUAUGUUCAACCUACACCAGUACAACUACAAGAAAAAGUAUUAGCCGAAACAUCAAUAAAAAAAGAAAAUAAAGACAAUACUGCAAGUGGCGAAUCUUUAGAAACGGUUUUAGAAACGGAAACAACUGAAAAUGUAGAGGAAAGCUUUAAUGAUCAAGAAAGUAUACCUUAUUGCGUGAAGACUAAACCUUAUUAUUCUAUUAAUGCGAAAUUAAAUACAAGAGAAAAAAUUAAUAUUCCUUCCAUUAAUGCUUCCACCAAAUAUGUUGAAAAAACAUAUUCAGAAAGUGGAAUAGAUGAGAGCACACCUGCUUUAGAAGAUCAAAUUACUCCAAUAGAAGAUACAAAACCUCCUCCUGUUUGGGAUGCGAAUUUUAAAUUUCUUACUAGCUCUGUGAGCGGUAAAAGUUCUCAGAAUUAUAAUAAAUCUAGUGUUACUUGUCUUAUUUGCGGAAAGCAAUUAAGUAAUCAAUAUAAUUUGCGAGUACAUAUGGAAACUCAUAGUAAUAGUUCAUAUAGCUGCACAGCUUGUUCACAUGUAUCAAGAUCACGAGAUGCCCUUAGAAAACAUGUUUCUUAUAGACAUCCAGUGGCCUCACCACAAAAACGUUCACGUUAUAGUACACCGAAAUCAUAAAAAUUGGUAUCUUUAUCCUUGAUUUAUAUUUUUGUUUUAGGAUUAGGACGUUUUAUUUAAAACAUAAAUCUUUUGUGUUAUUUAAUGUCCUAAAUAUUUUACGUAUUAUUGAUCUAAGUAAAUGCGUAUUGAUUAAAAAAAAAAAAAAAAAACAAAAAAAAAGAUUAUGAACCAAAAAUGAAAAAAAUUAGUCAUAAUUAAAUAUCAGAAAUUUCUUGAUUGUUUUCGUUAUUUAUUGUUAGAAUAUAUAUAUUUCUUUUAAAUUAUAGAUUUUUGAUUUAUAAAAAGAAAGUAGAAUCGAUAUGAAAAUAUUAAUUUUUUAUUGUAAAGUUAUUAAAAUGUUUUCUUGUUCAAGUGGUACACUCCAUAUCAUUAUUUAUUUAAUUAAAAAAGUCCAUAUAGCAUUAAAUAAUACGAAUUAAAACAAAAAUAUAUAAAGAUUUCUCAAUUUAUAUGAUUCUUUCUAAUUGUUUUUUUGAUGUAAUAUUUAAUCUUUACUUAAUCUUUAUUUAAUAUAAAAAUUAAAUAUUUUAUUAUAUAAAAAUAAAUUAGUGGAAGAUUUAAGAUGAAAACUUAUGUACCUCAACUUUUUAAGAAAUAUUCAGUACUGGACUGAUUAAGAAUAAGGCAAAUUAUAGUAACCUUGAUUAUGUUGUUUUAAGUGUACAAAUAAUUUAAAAAAAGCGUGAUCACGUUCCUUAAAGCCCUUAGUGUUCGAAUUGUUACUGUUUUCUUGUUAUCGUUAAGAUGUUUUAAUAAAGACAAAGUAGACAAUUA
Apis cerana (Asiatic honeybee) is the source of this 2083-nucleotide messenger RNA. Its product is annotated as protein abrupt. Lineage: Eukaryota; Metazoa; Arthropoda; Insecta; Hymenoptera; Apidae. Gene Ontology annotation, molecular function: protein binding. Gene Ontology annotation, biological process: regulation of transcription by RNA polymerase II. The record is from RefSeq and is a predicted model, not a curated record. Gene Ontology annotation, cellular component: nucleus.